UUCAACGGAGUACACGUUCAAAUUAAUUAUUUCGAAAAAUUUCAAGUUAUUAAUUAAAAAAUGGCUAUGUUAACUGUAACGAAUCCUUUAAUCCAAGCAUAUAUAUUACAUUCAGCUUUAUUAGCGUUAAAACUCAUCGCUAUCAGUUCAAUGACAGGAUUCACACGGCUCUCUCGACGUGUAUUUGCUAAUCCUGAAGACGUGAAGAAAUUCAGAGGAGUGGUUAAAUUCGACGACCCCGUCAUCGAAAGAACCCGACGUGCGCAAAUGAAUGAUUUGGAAAACAUCCCCGCUUUUUGGAUCUUGGGUGCUUUUUAUGUAACCACAGGACCUGGCCUUGGUUGGACGACGGUUCUAUUCAGAAUGUUUACAGUAUGUAGAUUUAUUCAUACAUUUGUUUACGUUCUGCCAGUAAUUCCACAACCGUCGCGCGCAAUCGCGUACGGGAUACCUUAUCUUAUUAAUUGGUAUAUGGGUUUACAAGUUGUAUCAUAUUAUAUUAGUAUCAUGUAAUAUUUUA
Papilio xuthus (Asian swallowtail) is the source of this 520-nucleotide messenger RNA. The record is from RefSeq and is a predicted model, not a curated record. NCBI's taxonomy places the organism in Eukaryota, Metazoa, Arthropoda, Insecta, Lepidoptera, Papilionidae.